AUGAAUGCACGCCGGGCCUUGCUCUCCGCUGCCUUGCUAGCCAGCCUCCUCUGGGAUUUACCUUGCUGCCUCCCGGCUUCCCUCCCCGCCGCCUCGGAGCUCGCCGCCUUCUCCAAAGGCGGACGGGGCCGCAGGGUGCCGCGGUCCCCACGGGAGAACCGCCCGCGGCAAGGGGGACACGCCGUGGGCCGGGCGCUCCCACGGGCGGAACCCCACGAGUACAUGCUGUCUCUGUUCAGGACUUACUCCAUCGCAGAGAAAUUGGGCAUCAACGCCAGCUUUUUUCAGUCGUCCAAAUCCGCCAACACCAUCACUAGUUUUGUAGACAGGGGACUAGACGAUCUCUCGCCCGCUCCCUUGAGGCGGCAGCAGUAUGUGUUUGAUGUAUCGACCCUCUCGGAGACGGAGGAGCUGGUGGGGGCCGAGCUGCGGCUCUUCCGCCGGGCCUCCCGCGCCCGCCCGCCGCCCGCCGCCCCCUUGCACAUGCAGCUCUUCCCCUGCCUGUCGCCGCGGCCGCUGGACUCCCGCGCCCUGGACCCACGGGCGGCCCCGGCCGCCGGCUGGGAGGUCUUCAACGUGCGGCAGGGCCUGCGGGAGCAACGGCCCUCGAAGCGGCUGUGCCUGGAGCUGCGGGCCUCGACGGGCCGCGGGUCACCGCGCUGGCUGGACCUGCGGGGCCUGGGCUUUGGGCGCCGGCCGCGGCCGCCGCAGGAGCGGGCGUUGCUGGUGGUCUUCACCCGCGCCCGGCGGCGGAGCCUGCUCGGGGAGCUGCGCGCCGAGCUGGGCGCGCCGCCGCCGCCCGCUGCCCGCCGCCCGCCGCCCCGGCGCCAGCGGCGCACCGCCUUCGCCAGCCGGCACGGGAAGCGGCACGGCAAGAAGUCCCGCCUGCGCUGCAGCAAAAAGCCGCUGCACGUCAACUUCAAGGAGCUGGGCUGGGACGACUGGAUUAUCGCCCCGCUGGAGUAUGAGGCCCACCACUGCGAGGGGGUCUGCGACUUCCCUCUGCGCUCCCACCUGGAGCCCACGAACCACGCCAUCAUUCAGACCCUCAUGAACUCCAUGGACCCCGGCUCCACGCCGCCCAGCUGCUGCGUCCCCACUAAAUUGACUCCCAUCAGCAUCCUCUACAUCGACGCGGGCAACAACGUGGUGUACAAGCAGUACGAGGACAUGGUGGUGGAGUCCUGCGGCUGCAGGUAGCGGGCGGGACACCCCUCGGGGCUGCGUGUGGCGGAGAAACGCCGGCGGUGGCGAGCGGGGACGGCCCGCGCCCGCCGGGAGCGGGCCCGGCGCGCAGGGGACGGGUGGGCGCCGGUUCCCGCGGUGGCGGCGGGCGUCGGGCAGCGUCUGCCCUUGGCUGCCAUGUGGGGAAGCGAGAGCGGGCAGGGCAGGCGGCCAGGCCCCGCCGGGUCCCUUCCCCGCUUCCCCCCUCCCUCCCUCCCUCCGUCUCCCGGGGUUUAUCUGGCGAUCUGUCCUUUUCCCUCCAAAGGUGAAGGCAAUUUAACAAGUACAAAAAGAGUCGGGGGAGGGAGAGGGAGCAGACCGAGCCCUUUCUCUGAAGUUGCUCUGAAGAGGGCUGCUUCAUUUCUGCCCUCUCUCUUUCACAUUCCUGCAAGCUUACCAGCCAGAAAUAGCCUCCGGCCCCCACCCCCAAAGGAAAAAAAAGAAAGAGAAAAGUUAAAAAAAAAAAAAAAAAAAAGUUGCUCAAGAUUGUAGUUACCAGUUAGGUUUUAUUUUAAGACAGCAAUGAAAAACUGUGAAGAGCGAAGUGUUACAGAAAGCACAACCUGGGUGAAUUGGAAAGGAAACUCCCUCGGAUUUCAGGAACAGCGCAAGGAUGCCGUUGCCAGGUCUCUAGGUAGCUCUAGCUCGGCAGCCCUUGCAACCUGCAGCAGUAUUAUACACGAAUGUUGUGCUGGAAAAGGUGUUCUAUGUAAGAUUCCUGUUUCUUUCCCACCUUUGAUCUCAGCUGCGGCUUCACCUGAGGAAAGUGCACUUCGAAGCAUGCCUAGCCCUUUCUUAAUGUAACUAUUAUGUUCGUAGUUUCAGGCUUUUCCCCACUGAUUUCUAGAGUUGUCUUAUCUGGUUUUGCAGAGCUACAAACUGGUGGAAAAAAAAAAAUUAAAGAAAGAGAAGAGAAUAAUAAUAUAAAAUGCUAAUAAAAAGACUCGACCAGGAGCAAUAAUUUAAAAUGCACAUUUUGCUUUGGAUGCACUGUUGUUCAUAUAAAAGUUGUAAAUAUUUGUUUAUUUAAACAGACUGAAAAGUGCAAAAUGGAGAUGAACAACAUGCAUUUCUUUUUUUUUAAUGUACAAAACAUUAUAUGCACUCGAAAUGUUAUAAUUUCUAAUAUUUUUAAAAGUUUAUAUUUGAGUUGUACAGAAUUAAGCAUUAAUCAAAUAUUUCAUCCUUACUUAACAUUAUCAUUUCCUUAAGAUAUUAUUACAAGAUUUAAAUUCUGUGCUAAUAAUGGAGAAAAGAACUUUUUUUUUUUACUGUCUACCUCACUAUAAUGCAAGUAUUUACAACUAUAAAGUUAUCUGAGGUAAAUUAAUAUUCAGAACAUUUUUACAAUACACCUUUACUGGACGAUACUACAACUAUUACUGUAUUAUUAAACAUUUUUUUUUUCCAAAAAGUCAGCUUGCUUUUAUAUGUUUUAUUAUUUGGUUAAGUAAUGCUGAGUUCUCAAGUAAACAUUGGCUCCAGUUCCAAAAUGCUGCAGAGUUGAGUUGGAGCAAGUGCCACUUUGAGACGUACCUGAAACCAUUCCUCCUAUCUGAAGACUUUUUGUGCUUUCACAAGAUCUUUAGUUUUGUCUUUGGUAUAUGCUGGUGGCACAAAGCUGCAUUAUGUUUAUCUGCAUUUCAUGCAAUGAUUACUGUAAGUGGGAGAAUGCAUUAAGGGGAAAAAUUCAGUCAAACCUUUGUAAAUUUCAUCUGUACUGGGCACAUUUAUAUACACUGUAUGAUGAUGAUGAGCAAAAGACAAUGAAUGUUUUAUAAAUGAUAUUUAU
Messenger RNA from Strigops habroptila (Kakapo), 3016 nucleotides. It is a transcript of the gene GDF6, whose product is annotated as growth differentiation factor 6. The transcript has 2 exons. The record is from RefSeq and is a predicted model, not a curated record. Gene Ontology annotation, molecular function: growth factor activity; cytokine activity. The coding region runs from base 1 to 1200 and encodes 399 amino acids. NCBI's taxonomy places the organism in Eukaryota, Metazoa, Chordata, Aves, Psittaciformes, Psittacidae. Gene Ontology annotation, biological process: BMP signaling pathway; SMAD protein signal transduction. Gene Ontology annotation, cellular component: extracellular region.